UCGAGUCCUGUUGAGAUAUAGUUUCAGUUUUAGACAUUGUCUGCUUGAUUUUACUUCUGGUUUCUAAGUGGAAAAAAAUAUUCAAAGCCAUCGAUUUUUUGAUUUUAUAAACUUUUGCUUUACCCAACCAAAGCUUGCAAAUUUGAAAUAUAUAAACUGAUGACGUCUUAGAUCUUCUAAACAAUCUAAAAUGAGUGGUUAUGACUGCAGCUCACCAGACUUUUCAAAGCUUGUUCAUUUUGAUCUUAAAGGUGCACCACCAAUAGUCGGUUAUUAUGAACAGGUAUUUCCAUUGUUAAAAAAAUUGGGUGCCACUGGUAUAUUAAUGGAAUAUGAAGAUAUGUUUCCAUAUCAAGGUGAUCUUCAAAUUGUGUGCCAACCAGAUGUCUAUAGCAUGGAAGAAAUACAGAAAAUUCAAAGUUUAGCUGCUGAAAAUGGAUUGGAUGUCAUCCCAUUAGUUCAAUCUUUUGGACAUUUGGAGUUUCUUCUAAAACAUGAUAAAUAUUAUGAGAUUCGGGAAGCAGAGCGUUACCCAAAUGCUUUGUGUCCUUCUCAUCAUAAAAGUGAAGGAAUUAUACUGGAUAUUGUGACUCAAAUACUUGAUUGUCAUAAAAAUUCCAAGUACAUCCAUAUUGGUGGUGAUGAGGUGUGGCACUUAGGGCAGUGCAAUCGAUGUAAAGAAAAAAUGGAGGCUCAAAAAUGGAAAAAAGAACAUCUCUUUUUAGACCAUGUAACUCGUAUUGUAAGGAGAAUUCGUGAGAUUAAUCAAGACAUUGGGAUUAUCAUUUGGGACGAUAUGAUGAGAGACAUUGAUGUUAGUAUUUUAAAAGCCUCUGAAAUCGGUAAUUUGAUCUUACCAAUGGUGUGGCAUUAUCUACCAGCUGAUGAGUUUAAACUGAAAAAUUCUCUAUGGGAGAAAUAUGCAAGUGUGUUUCCUAGCAUAUGGAUUGCCAGUGCUUUCAAAGGUGCUACCGAAAUGACCCAGCUUAUUACUCCGACCAGAUAUCAUAUAUCCAAUCAUCAAGCAUGGCUUAGAGCACUGAAUACUUUUGGAAAUAAGUUCAAUAAAGUGCUAGGCAUUGCUAUUACUGGCUGGCAAAGGUUUGAUCAUUAUACAGUCCUUUGUGAAUUAUUUCCUGUUGCUUUGCCUACCUUGGCUGUCUGUUUGCUCACAUUAAUUGAUGGUGAUUUUACUGAAAAUGCCCACAGAACAGCUUCGAAUCUCUUAGGCUUUGAGAGAUUAAUAGAAAUUGAUACAUUUCCAAGACCACAACCUGUUGGUCCCCCACCUUUAUUUCCAGGAGGUAAUAUACAUAACAGCUGUCUACAGUUGGGAAACUGCAUAACAGAAUAUCACAUAUUAAUGCAUCAUCCAAGUAUUGAAGGAGCAUUUAGCAGCUUCCAAAUAAUGCAUAAUCGAGUGAACACCUUACAUAUCGACCAAUUCCUGCCAAGAGCUAGAAUUUUAUUGAUGAAUAUAGAAGCAAUCAAUGUACAACUUGAAAGCGAGCUGAGCAAAAUAUUUUAUCCCAGCACUGUGGAAGAAUUCCUAGCAGUUAACAUCCAUCCUUUCUUGGAGAAACUGCGUAAACUCGUGCGAGAUGCUGAUUUGCAGAUUAUUUUCCAUUCUGCUCCAGAAGAAAUGCAGUCGAAUUCAAGUUAACAUUUUUAAUGCUGAUAUAAUCGAUUUUGCAUUUAUUUCUCCUAAACCCAGCGAUAUUAUAUGUUUACCAAGAAAAAUUCUUAUAAAAGUGUAAAAAAAAAUUCUUUUAUUUUAAAAUUUUACAAUAAAAAGCAUUGACUUUUUAUAUUAGUGAUUUAAUAUUUGGUAAUUGUAUAUAAAAUUUGCAUUUCAUUUUAAUAAAAAAAAUGGAAUUCA
Molecule: messenger RNA, 1879 nt
Organism: Argiope bruennichi
Lineage: Eukaryota; Metazoa; Arthropoda; Arachnida; Araneae; Araneidae
Product: hexosaminidase D-like
Exons: 15
Coding region: 191-1663 (490 amino acids)
Biological process (GO): carbohydrate metabolic process
Molecular function (GO): hexosaminidase activity
Source: RefSeq, a predicted model, not a curated record